Hordeum vulgare subsp. vulgare (domesticated barley) is the source of this 1269-nucleotide messenger RNA. Its product is annotated as expansin-B6-like. Lineage: Eukaryota; Viridiplantae; Streptophyta; Magnoliopsida; Poales; Poaceae. The record is from RefSeq and is a predicted model, not a curated record. Gene Ontology annotation, cellular component: extracellular region. The transcript is spliced from 3 exons. Gene Ontology annotation, biological process: sexual reproduction. The coding region runs from base 122 to 919 and encodes 265 amino acids.
AAAGGUCCUUCCCUUGGACCAUCAAGACACAAACCAGAGUCCACAGCAGAGCAACACUACUACCACCCCCCAGUGGCAAAUACAGCAUAGCGACAAGGCUCUAGCAGCUUAGCAGCUGAAGAUGGCCGGGGUACUCUCUGUCAAGGCCGUCGCGCUCGCCGCCGUGCUUGCUGCCGCGUAUGUCUCCUCGGCGGCGGCGGUGAACCUCAACACCUCCGCCGUGUCUUACAGCUCCGCGUGGCUCCCGGCCAGAGCGACCUGGUACGGAGCGCCCAACGGCGCCGGGCCCGACGACAACGGCGGCGCUUGCGGCUUCAAGCACGUGAACCAGUACCCCUUCUCCUCCAUGACCUCCUGCGGCAACCAGCCCCUGUUCAAGGACGGCAAGGGCUGCGGCUCCUGCUACCAGAUACGAUGCAGCGGCGACCGCUCCUGCUCCGGCAACAUCGAGACGGUGAUGAUCACCGACAUGAACUACUACCCGGUCGCCCAGUACCACUUUGACCUGAGCGGCACGGCCUUCGGCGCCCUGGCCAAGUCGGGCCUCAACGAGAAGCUCCGCCACUCGGGCAUCAUCGACAUCCAGUUCAGGAGGGUGCCGUGCAACUUCCCCGGCCUCAAGAUCAACUUCCACGUGGUGGAGGGCUCCAACGCGGUGUACCUGGCGGUGCUGAUCGAGUACGAGGACAUGGACGGCGACGUGAUCCAGGUGGACAUGAAGGAGGCCAACUCGGGGUCGUGGAUGGCGAUGCGCGAGUCGUGGGGAUCCAUCUGGCGGAUGGACUCCAACCACCGCCUCCAGGGGCCUUUCUCCAUGCGCAUCACCAGCGACUCCGGCAAGAAGCUGGUGGCCAACAAUGUCAUCCCGGCCAACUGGAGGCCCAACACCGACUACCGCUCCUUCGUCCAGUUCAGUUGAUUGGCCCCGACCGGCCCAUGAGCGGCCACGUGCGCCUGCAUCAUGCACGCAUGCAUGCAUGCAUGCGCUCUGGCCCCUCUGCUGGUUGCAGUUCAUCACUCGGUUGAUCGAAAUCAUUUGCCUUAUUUUAUUUUUUGUAUUUUGCGUGGGAUCACGGAGCUUGAGAUGCCGUCUGUCUGGUGUCAUAUGUGGGGUCGUCGUCUAGCGUCGUGAACAUGUGUGGGAAAUGUAGGAAGCAUGGUUUGCAUGUGCUCUCCCGCCCACUGACUCUGUGUACGGUGUACCAUGCAUAACAUGGCACUACCUGUGUGUAACCAAAAUACCAAAUCAAAGUUAUAAAUUAUACUAUA